Acipenser ruthenus (sterlet) is the source of this 3416-nucleotide messenger RNA. RefSeq lists its product as uncharacterized. Bases 54 to 932 code for a protein of 292 amino acids. The transcript has 3 exons. NCBI's taxonomy places the organism in Eukaryota, Metazoa, Chordata, Actinopteri, Acipenseriformes, Acipenseridae. The record is from RefSeq and is a predicted model, not a curated record.
CCUCUCUAAACCAAUCCGCUACGGGGCGGCAGUCACGUGGCUGGCGGAGUCAUAUGACAAGCAGAAUGGCUGCCUCUGUGGAUACCAUCGUGAAGGUAGAGUUUCCGUGGAGUAAACAACGAGUCCACGAACUCAUCGGGCUGUACGAAGAAGAGGAGGUACUCUGGAAUGUCAAAUGCAAGGAUUAUCACAACAAGAACCAGCGGCAAGCCGCCCUGGAGCGGCUCGGUGUCAAACUCAACGUGCCUGUGAAUGAAGUAAAUAAGAAGCUGAUGAAUCUGAGGACCUACUACAGUAAAGAGCUGGCCAAGGUGAAGAAGUCGAGGCUGAUGGCAGGGGACAGCAGGGAAGUGUACCAAUCGCAGUGGCCCUUCUUCGAUCACAUGAACCUCUUCCUCAGCGCACAGGUCGUGCCCAGGAAGGCCACCAUCUCUGAGCUGGCUGAAGAGAAUGGGGAUGCUGGUGAUGACAAGGGUAGUAAACCCUACAGAGAAGACUCCAACCUGGGGGCCAGCUCUGUGAUGAGCAGCAAACGGAAAGCUCCUAAUCACCUGAGCGCCCACAAGAAGUUUCGAGAGGGCCUGCUGCUCCAGGAGGCUGUCCAGGCAUACAAGGCAGCCUCCCUGCCCACCACCCCUCUCCCGGCCCCGCGCUUCGAUGAUGAGGAAGACAUUUUUGGAAAGCACGUGGCCAACGAGCUGCGGCUCGUCAGCAACUUGAGGGCCAAGCAGUUCGCUAAGCUGCAGAUCCAGAACAUCCUCUUCGAAGCGCAGUUCGGCUACUCCGAGCCGCCCCACUUCGUGUCGAGCUUUGAGUCUCCCGAGGGUCCCUCUGACACAGAGAGUGCCCCCGAUCUCCCCCGAAAAUGCCUCUUGACCCACAAGGAGAAGAAUCUGUCCCGCCUGUGCAGGGAUAAAGACCCUACAGAUUGAUACUUCACCUGUGUGAAGGUUUUUAAAAAGCAACACUGAAGGAACCGUCCUACCUCAAAUGUAAGAGCAGGUGACGAUGGGCUUUCCGCAGGUUAUUAUGAGAAGCCUUUGGCUGCAUUCACACUGGGUCUGUUUCGUUUGAAACAAUGUAUCAGUGUGCUCGCUGCUCACAUUUAUCUGCAAGUAAAGGGACCGAGUUCAUUUAGAUGGGAGCUAAAGUUCUUUUGUUUGGUCCUUUUCCAACUUUUUUCAGGACCGAGUUUGUUUGUGUUCACAACGCAGUUUACAGGUGCACUCGGGUCAUUUUUAUGGUCUGUGAACCGGGUGUUUACAAUGUUCUGCAAGGUGUCUUGAAAGAUGGCAGCUAUUAAUGUAGUACUCUGUUUUUUCUAAUAACAUGUUUUAGAUUCUUGCAUAUUGUUGUGGAAGAAAGCACUGCAGGAGCACUUUUUAAUUCGUUUAAUGAAUACAUUUUUUGAAUGCCUGUAGUGCAGUAUUCAGUUAAGCAAUACUGCGCGAUUGUUCUACUGUAGGCAUUAAACAAAGUCAUUGUGAGCUUUGUCCAGUUCAACUUUGAUUUUGGUGUCUAACCAAAUUUCUAUCGGAGCUUCAGUUUCUCGCACUGUUCAUGUAGUUUAGGGUUACCACAUUUCCAGAGUGAAAAACUACAGGGACGUGUGCUUUUAAUUUACUGAUGUCUUUAAAAUAACAGUAUAUGAUAAGACAGUCAUGAUUUAGAAAAUAAAUAUCGGGUGUAUGUACUGCAGAUCAUAACAACUCAUUAUUUUCAUUGUCAUCUAAUCAAAACAUGUUAAAUGUACAAAAAGCCAGAUUAGAAAAAAAUAGAUUUAGCUAUUGCUGGUUAAACGUGCGAUAUACACAUAAUCAUAAGAUUGUUUUAUUUGAAUGUUGCUAACACAGCCUAAUACAUGUGCUGUUAACUUGCUGAGCACACUGAUGAAGUUUGGUACUUUUAAAACAAAUGUGAAUACAAUAGCAAAACUGGGACAAGUUAACAAUUUUACUAUUUCAAACCGGGACAAAAAAUUAUCACCGAAAACAGGGCGAUCUGGUAACCCAAAUGUAGUUCCCCUGAGACAUUUCGAUUUUUGCUCAACUUGUUUCCUCAGAGUAUUAACUAAACUGUGAACAAACUGUUUACUUCUGAUUUUAAGGUUACCUUGUAUAGUUAUUUUCCUAUGUGCAAAAGGACAGAGUCCAGCAGUUUUUCACAUUGAGGUUUAGCAACGGAACCAGACUCUGCGUUUGCCAAACGGAGCGAGACCACCUCUUUACAUGGACUCGGUACGGUUCGUUUCCCCAAGCGGACUUUGUUGUUCACACUUCACACCAAACGUGCCGAACCAUACCGAGUGCGGACCAAACCCUCUAAACGGACCCAGUGUGAACACAGCCUUUUUUUAGUUUAGACUGCACAUUGUCAUGCUAAAAAGGAACGGCUUAUCGGUACAACUUUGGCAUUUACUACAUCCAGUAGCUGUAGUCUGUGCUGCCAGCUUGUUUAAGUUCUUUGACCCUACUGGGGUUUAAAACUACGCUAAAUAUUGAUUCUUUGAGUUAGAAUGCAUAAUCGGAACGUGUGACACCCCCCCCCAAAUGAAAAGCAAAAGCUUGGUUAUACAAGGUCUGGUAUCUAUUAAGUGCACAAUAUUAUUUACUGUAAAUCUAAAUUUAUGUAGCUCAUUAUUGCCCAAAUUGCUCCUAUUUUUGUUCAUAUUUACUUUUAAAAUGUUUCAAAAAACAAACGGGAAACGCAGUCCAUACAGAUAAAUUUGAGUGAUGGGUUUUAAAACCCAGUCUUUAUUCCAGAUGUGAACUGGUGCCAAAUUGACUGUGCAUAAAAGUCUGCUCCUUUUCAAUGUUUAUUUUUCAAGUGCUCACAAAAUACAGAAUUAAAUCACUCGCCUUUUAGACUACGUUAAAGACAUUGAAUACGUUACUCGAAAAGGUGAGAGAUUUAUGAUUGUAUUUUGUGAGCCCCUGAAAAAUAUACAUUGAAAUGUUAGUCAUUGCUCUGGGUCCAGUAUAGUAAGUAGUAUCCACACUAUCAACCUUCAUCCCUCUGUUCAUUUCAAUGAAAGUUGCCAUUUUCACACUGAAUAAAUACAUAUUUGUUUGAUUUAAAAAAUAUAUAUAUGGUAUCCAAUAAGUCAGGCAUCAUAUAUUCUGCUAUUUUAGGAUGUUAAAUUGGCAGCCACACAUCAAACUGAUCUGAAUUCACUCCUCGUUAGUUGAAGACAUUUCACACAAGAAAGAAAUGGAGACGACCAAUAUUAACAGUUCUACCUGUGGUACCUGACUUACUGCACACCCUGUAUAUGGAGAUUAUAAAACUAAGACCCUACGCUGUGACAGGUACAUUAGGAGCAGUUUGUAUUUAUUUAUUUAUUUAUUUAUUUUUAAAAAAGAGUUGUUGCACUCACUAUAAAGGUAUAAUAAAUGGGGACCACAAACCGAAAUUCA